Lonchura striata (white-rumped munia) is the source of this 2504-nucleotide messenger RNA. The record is from RefSeq and is a predicted model, not a curated record. Lineage: Eukaryota; Metazoa; Chordata; Aves; Passeriformes; Estrildidae.
AUGCGGGCGGCGGGUCCGGCCCCGUUGGGAGGCUCGGCCGCCGCCGCCGCCCGCGCUCCGCGGGGCCCCCGGGGCCGCCGCCGGGUGCGGCCGUCCUUCGUGGACGAGUCGCUGUUCGGCCGGCCCGCGGGGGCCCGCCCGCCGCCGCCCGCCUUCCCGCCGCCCUGGGCGGCCCCCGCGGCCGGCGGCUCCCGGCCCGGCAGCCAGUGCAGGUCCCGAAGCCACGCUCCGUCCUUCUGUGACGAGUCCCUGUUUGCUGCCAAGCCCGCGGGUCCUGCCCGGGCGGCUCCGCGGAUGAGGAAGGAGGAUGUAGCCAAGCUCCACUCGCUGCUCUGGAGCCCCCCGCCGGCUCCCCAGACCCAGCCUGGCCUUUCCCCACGCUGCCGGGGCGCUCCCCUGCGAGCCGUCCACCCGCCGGCCUCCGCGCCUCCGGCCGCGUCCGAGCCCGGCCACACGGAGAAGUCCUGCGGCCGGAGGCAUCCCCGCAGCGACGCUUGCUCCAGAGCCUGGGGUGCUCCUGCCAGAACACGUUCCCAGUCUGUCAACCGGCUGAGCACCCCCCCGGACGGGAUUCACCCUUCUGCCAACCUCGGCACAGAAAGGUGGAAGAACCGGAGCACUCCAACAACCCCCGCUGCCCCCCAGGGCUCUCUGGUAUUGAGAGGCUGCUGAGGCACUCCCAAAGCUUCCCUUCACCAGGAAAUGAGCUCCAUUCCCUCUGCCUCUAUGCACAGCACGUGCCUUGGUGUCUCCCUGCUGUACAUGCUUUGUGCCACCAACACCUUAUGGACUCCUCUGACAAAGCAGGACAAGGGAGGACGAGCACAGAGGUGAGGGAAGCAUUGCCCUGCAUCCUGAUGGCAGUGGGACGGUCCCAGGCUGGAUGGGAUUUGUGACAGAGAAUGAUCUGCACAGGGAUUUUGGCAGCUCGUGGUGUGAGGAGGUGCUGAGUAAAUCCCUAAUUUUGUGGCUGAGGGUUGUGAGGUGCUCUCAGCAGUGCCACAGUGUCACCAAAUAAGUGCUCCAAGACAAAUCUGGGAUCUGGGGAGUGCUGCUGAGUGGUCUGGGCACCUCCAAAGCUCCUCCACUUCCUUUGCUGAGCUGGGAAAGAGCAGCUCUGUGUUUGGAGAUGCAUAAAGGACAUGGGGUGGGUGACCUGGAUUUGCAGUCACUGCUCCCUGGGGAGGGAGCCUGCAGUGAAGAGCUGCUGAGAUUAGGGGGAGUGUGGUAACUCCCAUGCUGAGGGAAAUGCUCAAAUUCACCCAAGGGCACGCCAAGCCAGGUUAAGAGCAUCAUUCUGCCCCCAGAAAUUAUUUUAUUGCACCUUGAACAGCAGCAGGAUUGGCCCUUGACCCCUCAGCAGCUGGAGCUGGAGCCAGCCAGGAGCCUGCACUGAGAGGAACUUCUGCUCAUUUCUUGGCCUGACAGGUAGCAAGAAUAACCUGACAUUAAAACCUGAGAAGGUGAGUGAAGAUCCUUGUGAUUUGCUCCAAGCUCUCGGAUCUCUCCCUGUGCUUCCCACUGAGGCAAUCCUGCAGCUCUUCUCCAGCUGGGGUGAAACUGGAGGGACAGGAAACAAUUUGGCUUUGUCAGAGGAGGGGCUGGGAGUGCUGGUGUCAGUCCAAGCCUGACCAGCUGUGUUUGGGAUGUGGGCACAGUGGCGUGCAAGCGGUGAAGGCUGCAGGUCUCACUGGGCUGGGAGAGUCCAGAUGUGAUUUGGACACUAGAUGGAGACAAGAGGGUUGAGGAUUGACACGGGAGCAGGAAUGCUGUUCCAGCAGCUGGUGCGAGAUCCAGCGAGGUGAGUCCUCAGCAAACUGGGGGAACUGCCCUGGAAUCGAAGCAACAGAGAACUGAACCAGUGGGAUCUUGGAGAGCUGGAGUCCUUGAAAAAGGAAGCCUCUUAAAAUAAGGAGAUAUUUUAUCUGAAAAUCAAGUUAAUAGUGGCCUGUGUGGCCAGGAUUGGCCACUGUACCCCCACUGCUGCACUCAGUGUCCAAGGAAUGUGGGGGAAACUAGAGGUCAUCUCAUGAGCCACACUUUCCUGUCCCACACUGGCCCAGGUUGUCACCAAGGCCUUCCAGGAGCGCAGAACUGGCACUUCCUUGCUAUGUACAACAUGAGUACAAUGUUGGUUAAGUAUAAAUGGGUUGUUUGCAUUUUGUUCCAUGACUCUCACUCACAUUGGUGCUUUACUGUUGCCCUGUCCUCUUGUUCUGCCAGAGCUGUACAGCCCAGCAGGAAAGCAAAAGCUGCUCUGUUACUGCUGGAGCUGGUGCUCGCGUGGAAGAAAACCCACAUUAAAUCUGAAUGAAAGGAGGUGGGGGAAAUGUUUGGUUGUUUCCUCCCUCCAGAUCCGGCCUGUCCAGCGUCACUGGUGCUCAGCUCAGGCCAGAGCUGUCAAUACAGAGGCCUGAACCGAGCUCAGGAUCCUCCCUGCUGCUGCUCUCAUUGUUCUGCCUGCUCAGCACUGACAUAAACCUCACUUUCCACCUUUGACUCCA